AUGUCACCUUUUAAUGAGAAAUAUGGUCUUCCUCAACAUUUUCCAGCCAAUCUUAGGGUUCUUGUAAUAGACCAUGACAUCAGUUUUCUUAAUGCUAUUGAAAAAACGUGUUUUCAAUUCCAUUAUCAAGUUAAGACAUGCUCUAAGGUUUCUGAUGCCUUGGAUCUAUUGAGGAAAACAACUGAUUGUUUUGAUAUGGUACUAAUCGAAGCUCAAAUGCCCGACAUGGAUUCCUACGAGUUUUUGCAACAUGUCACACAAGAAAUCAAAAUCCCAGUUAUCAUGAUGUGUGCUGAUGGAUCAACAAAUGCAGUGAUGAAGAGCGUUGUAAACGGAGCUUGUGAUUAUUGGAUCAAACCAUUGAAUGAGAAUCAAAUCAAGAACAUGUGGCAGCAUGUUGCAAGAAGUGUUAUGAAAGAAAAUAAAAAACAAGAAAUUAAUAGGGAGAAAUUGAAUGUAGAAGGUAGCAAAACAGCAGUAGAAGAUUAUAUAAUGAUACAAGAUACUGAAACCGAUAAAAAUAAGCAAGAAAUACAAGCAGAGAAGUCACGUCUAGCACGUCUAGCAUGGUCACCUGAUUUACACAAAAAGUUUGUUGAUGCAGUGAUAGAACUCGGCGCUGAUAGAGCUGUACCAAAGAAAAUUCAAGAAAUAAUGAAUGUUGAUGGAUUGACUAGAGGCCACAUUGCUAGUCAUUUGCAGAAAUAUAGACAAUAUUUAAAGAGAGAAAAUCUAGAGAAACACAUAAGAAUUGCUCAAAAUAUUAUGGAAACCAACAAUCCAUAUGGAUAUUCUUCAGGAUUUAAUUAUCAACCUUAUGGUGGUGCUUCUUCUUCUGGAGUUUCUCAAAACCAAAACCAAAAUGCACCAUUAUGGAAUAACAAUAAUUCUCAUAUAGAACAAGUUCCCAACAAUAUGUUAUGGCAGCAACCUCAAGAAUUUUCACCAUCAACAUAUGGAACAUGGCAACAAGUUCCGAUGCCUCCGUUGACAACUGGUGCUUUAGGAGCUUCUCCUAGUUUGGCACCUUUUGCUGCUGGUGUUAACAAUGGAGGAGUCUCCUCCAAUGCUGCUAUUUUUGAAGAUAAUGGUAACUCAAGAAGGGUGGAUCAGAAUGAGGCGGAGCUGAAUUCUAUCUAUGAUUCACUGGAAAAUCAUCUAUUAUCUUGA
Messenger RNA from Vicia villosa (hairy vetch), 1170 nucleotides. RefSeq names its product two-component response regulator ARR14-like. The record is from RefSeq and is a predicted model, not a curated record. Gene Ontology annotation, molecular function: DNA binding. The transcript is spliced from 5 exons. The coding region runs from base 1 to 1170 and encodes 389 amino acids. Gene Ontology annotation, biological process: phosphorelay signal transduction system; cytokinin-activated signaling pathway. NCBI's taxonomy places the organism in Eukaryota, Viridiplantae, Streptophyta, Magnoliopsida, Fabales, Fabaceae.